Messenger RNA from Sitodiplosis mosellana (orange wheat blossom midge), 1137 nucleotides. RefSeq lists its product as uncharacterized. The record is from RefSeq and is a predicted model, not a curated record. NCBI's taxonomy places the organism in Eukaryota, Metazoa, Arthropoda, Insecta, Diptera, Cecidomyiidae. The transcript is spliced from 5 exons. Bases 189 to 899 code for a protein of 236 amino acids.
GAAGCCAGUUAAUAAGAGAGUCUUUCGAAUUGAUCCGUCCAGUUGAAGCUAGAGUUGAAGUAACUUCAAACGAAAUAUAUUUCGUUACGAACGUCCAUUUCAGUUAAACUUGGUCAAAGAUCCAGUUGAAUUUGUUUGAAUAAAACAGUUUUCUAGUAGACAAAUUCUGGUGGCUUUCUCUUAACAAGAUGAAGGCCAACAUUUUAACAUUACUAUUCAUUUUGAGUUAUUCUGGCGUGGUUUUCAGUGCAUGUUCGGAUCGAUUUGCUCUUGAGUGUUUAUACGACGUUUUAUUUGGCGAUUAUGACUCUUCCGAAGAGGAAUCAGUUGAACAGAAACCUACCAAUCUCAACCAUUCAGCAAGGGAUUUAUCGUCAGUUAUUCACAAUACCGAAGAAAAACUAGAAGAAAUUCCAAAGAUUCUCGGAUAUUUAAAAAAUUUGACGCACACUGUGACGCAUGUUCAACACGAAUUGAUUGGACCUAGAUUACCUUCCCAUUUGCCGAAUAGCAUUGAAAAAGAAGAAGACAAAAGCAAAGAAUCACAUGAGAAGGAAGAUUCAUCGUCGCAAAGUUCAGAAGAAAAGACCACGAAAGGCGACAAAAAGAACGUACACUUUAGAGAUGUUUACAAGGAAUUGGCAUCGGAUUUAAGUGAAAUUCCACGACUUGUUUCAAAUGUCUCGAAACUAACCAAAAUGGUGAAGUCCGUUGUCCAAAAAUUAGCGAAUAAUCCCGCUCCAAAGAUAGUAGGGGAAGGAAAAUUGGAAGAGAAUAAAGAAGCUUCGAAGCAAUCCGACGUUAAAGAUGAAAAAACACCAGAAACUGGGGAGAAGAAUGAUGAAAAAACACCAGAAACUGGGGAGAAGAAUGAUGAAAAAACACCAGAAACGAAAUAAAGCAAUAGAAUUAAAGUAUUGAUACAAUUGACGAACAUAAAAUUAGUAAAAACGUUUGAAAUCCCCUUACUUAUAGUCGCAGGGAAUAAAGAUGACCAUGAAUCCAACCCUCCCGAAAUAUCCAACAAUAAUAUUCAUCGUUCUACGUUUUUUUCUUAGUGUAACGAUAUAGUUUAUUUCAAGAAUAUUGAAGUGUUGUUAAAAGUUAAAAUACAUUCAAUAAAUAUAUUGAGCUAGA